ACCCUCCUCAAAAACACGUACCCCUCCUCACCCGGCGCUCCGUUCUCCCUUGGCUGCCGGGAAUUUCCUUUCUGCUUGCCGGUCGAGGCGAAGCGGCCAUUUUUGUUUGGGUCGUGCCGUGGAGUUCACGUUCGCCCACUGUGCUGCCGCUUGCUCGCGCCGGUUGGUAGUGCUGCGGUGCUGCUUCUGUCCCCGCCGCCGCACCGCAGCCACGGCCGUGCCUUCUGCAACCGCCGCCGUCGUCUGCUUGUCUCUCGUUCGCAGUGUGUGUGCGUGUGUGUUUGUGCUUGCAUUGUGAUAGUGAUCGUCCAUCAUCGACUCAUCGGUCAGUGCUUCGGCGUCAUCUUCCCGCUGAAAGAAGAGCUAUCUAUCUAUUCCUCGAGCUUUGAAAACGCCCGCCGCUUUCUUCUUUUCUCUCGCUUGGAUUAUCGUCGUCGUCUGCUGCGUGUGUUUCGUCUUCUGCUGGAUUACGGUGUCGUCUGCUUAAGUCUUCGCUUGUCUUCGGGCUUUCUCGUCCGUGUUGUUGAUCCCUGUGCUUGCUUGCUUGCCUCCCUUUGAGAACCGGCCGUUGAUCCGCCGAGAAGACCUGGAUGUAUGCCUUCCGGCGGCGACGAAGCUAGACGCCGAUGACGUCACAGAUGCCGUGAGCGCCCGAUCGAGAGCUGCCGUUCGCGACGCCGUCUCCUGUGGCCGGGUGCUGGUUGUAGUUGGCUAUCGAAGCUUUGUCGACCUUGUUAAAGUUCUCGUCGCAUCGUAUGCGACGUUCUGUGUUUAGACCCCAAGGAAACAGAUUUUUUUUUUUGCCCUUAUAAAUUUAUGUGGCGCGCGGUUUUGAGCUCACCGGCGUUUGGAGCCCGUAACAUCUGUACGAUGUACGGCCGUAUGACGUCAGUAGGUGUUCUUACGCACACGCCGUCGGAAAUAGAAGCGGCAUAUGGAUCGCAUCUUUGACGAUACCUCUCGUGGCACUUCAAACUUUGAAGAAGAGAUCGCCGUUGCCGGUGCUCCACCGCAUGCAGAUGAUAGAGGCCUCCGCAGCUCGCCACGUACUACUUGCGGCCUUGUAAACUUCGGGCAUUGUUCGCCGCCGAUGUAGGAGAGCCGUCGUCUGCACUUUCCGGGCGCCGCGUCGUCUGCUUCGCAUCGCGUUGCAACGCAGCUGUGUUCGGCGAACGUUUCACUGAAGCGUGGGAAUUGAGUCCUCACGGCCGCACAAGAAAAAAAGAAAAGAGGAGCGACAGAGGUGACGUCACACUCGUUCUCGCUUCGAAUGAUAAAUAAAAAGAAGAAAAGGAGAGCCAUUGUGCGAACAAGUGUGGCGUACGCGCUCCGACAGCCGCAGUAGGCAAUCUAGCGGUUGGAAACUCCGCGCGACAAUUAUUGCUCGAAAUUCGAAGCCGCUCGCGACAACUGCUGCGGCUGCUGCUGCCGGCGGGAAACAUUCUUUUUCUUCUUUUUUCGCAACACGUGCAAAAACCUGUGGCCAGCGUUCGCUCUACCGUGGAAGAGAUGGAUUGAUGACGUUGCGUUGUCGUCUUCGGUGUCGUCGUCUGUUUCUGCUCGCACCUUUUUCCCGCGGUUUGUCGUCGUCUGCUACGAGGCAGCAACGCGGCGACGCCUGACCGUCGUCCCGGAGGCCGCCGCCAUCUUUUUCCGCGAUAAAGGCGUCUCGUCUCCUUUCCACGGAUUCCAUGUGCCUCGAGGAACUGGACGGCAUGCUCGUCUUCAAGAGUCGCAAGGGAUUGGGCCCCGAUGACGUCACCGGCGACGCUGCGGUCCUCGAAGCCGGAUCGCUGUUCAACUAUGUUGCCACCAGCAGCGGAGAGUCAUGUCGGUCAGUCGAGCGACUCCGCCUCGUCGGCGCCAUGUUCCCCGGAGAGCGUCAUCAGCGACUCCGGCGGUGCCGAGGGCCUACCGGACAGCGUCGCUAGCCUGGUGUCCGGAGAGCUCGUGGAUGCCGUGCCCCCGGACUCCGGCUUCAACCUCUCCCGGCUACUGCUGCCGCAGCAGCACCGGCAGGGGGAGACCGCCGCCGAAGCCCGCAAGCGGGACCUGCGGCUCGUCGACGAGGUCGUGGCCGCGGCUUCGGCUACGACCACGACAGAGUCUCGGACCGUUUCCUCGCCUGCCCGCUUCGCCGAGUCCACAGUCGUCUGCUCUGGCCGCCGCCGUUUGCUUUUCGUCUGCUUCGUGUCUUUCAUCGCCGUCUGCUACAUUCACUGCCACGACGACGUAUUCUGCUACGGCGUCGUCUGCCACUACGACGUCUUCUGCUACGGCGUCGUCUGCCGCAACGGUGUCUUCUGCAACGGCGUCGUCUCCCACGACGACGUCUUCUGCUACGGUGUCGUCUUCCGUGGAGUGUUUUUUAGCGAACGGCUCCACGUCGACUGUUGCUGCUGCGCCGGUGGGGCCGCCGCCGUCGUUGUCACCGUUAGUGACGUCACCGGUGCCGAGCGUGUCAGUGUCGUCUUCCAGCUGCUCGGCGGCGACUACCGUGUCCCACGCUGCCUUGUGUGUGACAGGGUCGGCGACGACGUCUUCUGACGAUGUGUGUCGGCAGGCGUCGCCCUCUCCGUCGGCCAAGUGCGGUGUGUCACAGGCAGCGGCCUUGUCAGCAGCGUCACCGUCGGGAGCCUGUGCCAAAAGCAGCAGACGCAAGAGAAGGCAGUCGGGAGACGCAAGGAAGCGGGAUAGCCCGCUAGUAUCGGUAAGCCACCGCGCGAAUUUGGAGGAUGACGACGACGCGGAGGACGAAGACAUUUGUCGGCGGAGAGAGGCCGAGGUGGAAUCCCUGCUGCGGCACUGUAUCGAUCUCGUCGCGGACCGGUUGGACCCACAACACAGUAGCAGCAGUUCCAGUUCGCUACGCGGAUACUGGAGGGACCACCAGUCGGAACCGCACCGCCAUUCCGAAACCAUCGGCCGCCAGGCGUCGCCGUCGCGCAGCUGUCGUCACCAGGACCAUCAGCCUCACUGCAACACCCAUCAUCAGGAAUGUCACGGCGACGGCGCCGAUGUCGCCUGCGGCUCGACUCGAGAGCACCGGAGCAGCUGCCACGUCCAGGAGUGGGAACAUCAUCACACGGGUCACGAUCAUCAUCAUCACCACCGCAGCAAUCAACCCCACAGUCACCACUCGCAACCGCAGCAUCACAACGACUCUCAAGAUCAAGAGAACCAAGCGAAGCACCACACCCACCUCGAAACCCAUCACCACGAGCGCCUAAGACCGCCGUCUCCCAGCUUACCGCCUUGUUCACCAGAGUGUAGUAGUAGUAGUAGUAGUAGCAGCAGCAGCAGCAGCAGCAGCAGCAGUUGCAGCAGUAGCAUUCCAGGAGACGACGAUUCGCAGUGUCUAUUAGCGACGCAGACUACAGUGGAAGAUGAUGCAGCGUCGGCGGCCACGCUGUCGAUAUCGAUUUCGUUGUCGACAACGGUGACGACGGAUUCGCUGGCGGUAGCGGCACUGCCGACGGUAUCGUUGUCGGCGGCGACUUCGUCGACGGCGGCGGUCUUCUCGGCGACGUCGGUGGCGUCCUCGUCGUCGCUGUUGUUGAGCGCUGCGCCUUCGCCGUGUUCCUCGUCCCAAUCGUCGGCGACGGCGUCGGUGGCGGCCGAAGACGGCCUGUUCGCGUGUCGCUGGCUGGACUGCGAGAUGCGCCUUCGCAACGAGGAGGCGUUGGGCGACCACGUCCGGGGGGCUCACGUGGACACUCAGACCAGGGACCAAGGUGUCUACCUCUGUCGGUGGCAGGGCUGCAAGGUGUUCGAGCGGCGCUCGUGUUCCCGGCAGUGGCUGGAGCGUCACGUGACCCUCAGCCACUGCGGUUCGCGGCCGUUCCCCUGCAUCGUGGCCGGCUGCGGGCAGCGGUUCGGCUCCCAGGCGGCGCUGCAGAGGCACGUCAACGCCCACUUCGAGAGGUCGCUCAACGGCUCCGGACCGGUACCACUGGGCGGCGGCGCUGGAAGCAGCGCCUCCGGGAGCGGCGUCGCCUCCGGCGGAAGCUUCCUCGGAUCUCGGGGUCUGGGCUCCAAGGAGCUCGCGAGCGGCGACUCCCCGCUCAAGCUGCUCAGGCUGCGCAAGAAGCUCAAGUGCCGGCGUCGAGCGUGGGCAACCGUAAAACAUCCUGAUUUCUUUGAUGCUGGUGUGAUGGAGGAGCUGAGGCACCGGCUGACCGACAUCAGCGCCCCACAGUCACCUGCAGAGCCCCACUCCUGGAACGGGUCCACAGUCACCUUCCAUGGAACGGUGAUGGCAAGAAGGAAAGAAAAUACCGGAAAAGUUAAAGUGCUUCUUCACUGGGUUCCUGAGCACAUACUGCCAGACAGCUGGGAGCCGGAGAACCAGAGCACCGAAAAGGUGGUCGCCCUCUCGUCGCUGUCUGCUGACGACCUGCACACACUAAAUGUGUGGCCCAAGGAUCUGCCGACGCAGUGUCAGGGGCUGUUGGGAAGCCGCCGACGCAAGCGGAAGUGAUGGUGAUGGCAAGGUCACUCAUCUCAGGGUCGUGAUGAUGCAACACUGCCAGGCUUUUUCCAACCAUGCCAUUCAUCGUCAACACCUGCUUCACCAACAAGUGCAGCACGCAUAUGUGGACACAGACUGCAUCACCGUCAGGAGCGUAAUUUAUUUUGUGAGCUUUCAUUUUGCGCAUCUGCCACACACGGCUUGACUGCCACUGCCGCACUCCCAUCGCCAAGUGCCCUUUGCAGGCAAGACUCUCCACUGCCUUCGACGACUGCACUGGCGACUCUGUGACUGCAUAUACAGCUUCGGAUAUGGCCGUGGCUGUGACUGAGGCUAAAACUCUCACCAUCAGGCCACGUGGGGUGGGGGAGCGGUGUGCCCCCUAGUGGUGUAAAUGCUACAUCCUUAUCUGCCUCAUUUUGACAGUUUAGUCAGUGAAAGACAGUGGUUUUCCUUAUCUUCGGUGCACUGCUAGCCAUGGCAUCAUUUCAGUGCUGGACAAGAUGGCAUCAUGCAGAUCGCACCACAAUCCAUCGUGGACAAGCCCGAGUAGGUAACCUGCAAUUCCGAAGAGGAAACGAAACUGCGGGCGGGUCAUCGCUGGCCCAAGGUCGGUGGUCUUCGGCCAACAGAUUGAUCAACGGCUCAUGACAGUCACUGCCCACGCAGAAGAGGCACUGGUGGAAGUUUAAAGUAGCAAACACUAUGCAGAUGUUAGUCGUCAAAGCACUGUGCCGCGGUUUCAUUCUUUUCUUCUAUUUCACUCUUUGUCUUGUCCGUGACCGUGGGUGACAGAUCUGUGGGAAUCGUGUUUCCGUAUUUGGUUACUGCUCUUGGCUGUUUCCAAUUCAAAAUGGUAAUUUUUCAAUGCAUCAGAACCUGUCUUGAUGAUACUGACUCUUCUUACUUUUCUUUAUUACACUCAAUUUUGCUGAGGCCAUAGUUGAAUGAAUUGAGAGUUCUUGAUUUAGUGUGUUGGGUUACAUUGAAGGUUGAACAGUGUUUCUUUAUGUUGUUUUUACGACACAUCGUCGUUUGCGCUUGGGCUUCUCUGCAAUGGCAUGUCUUGCUGAGUGGCAGCAAUAUAAUGCCAGCUAUAUGCAACCCCCAGAAAGUGCUAUAGAUUCCUUGGUUCCUAGAAUGCACAGAAUCUUGAUGGCCGAUAGCCUCUGGUUGCGGUUAAGUAUAAGAUAAGUGAAGAAAUUGCCUCUUAUGUGCACUAUGGUAUUUGCACAAACGUAACGAGUAUCUUUUUGUUUCUUGUAUUGGGCUCAGCAGGUGGUCAAAAUCAUUCUUAGAGCCGUAGCCCAUCCAGAUCAGAGGUACAGAAUUUAGUAUCUGGGAACCCAAGUGAACAUUUUAAACACAUGCAGCAGUGUCACUGGGACUGAAUUUGAUAAAUGUUUUAACUAGAAAAGCUUAUUAGCAAGGAGCUUAUCAGCGAAGUUCUCCUGUAGUAUGAAAUGCAUAAAUGAAAGUUAGGAUUCAUCUCCAGUCAGCAGACAUGCUUCUUGUUGCAGUAGCCAGGUCUUCUCAGUGAGCCCUCAUUUCACUGUAAGCUGAGCUUGAUUGGUGUAACUUUGUGCUUCUUGUAUUGCUCGUGAAAAUUCAUGGGCUUUUGUUCUUUUCUUGCAAUAAUGAAACCGCGAUGAAGCAGUGUUCGAUAAUACAAACGCUGACCUACUGCCAUAUUUCCCAUUUACAUUUAUGCAAGCAACCCUUCGUGACACUAUUAGUGCUCUGAGUUUCCGUGUGUGUGUAUGCAAUUUUCGGGCUGUCUGCAAAGUAGAUUGGAGACGAGUUUCGUUUUACUUAUGCAGAAGGCUCUCUCUCAUGCGUGUAUUGCCUACUUCCUGCAAAGGCGUAUAGGAAGCAUGCAUUGGACGUGCUACUAGUUUCGCUCAUUGCAUGAACAGUAAUGAACACAAGGGGGAUGAUUCUGGCUGUACAACAGGUCCAGACACUUCUGUCUUUCCGUGAAAAUGGGAACGAUUUAUCUUUUAGUUACAUCUUAGUUUAUUGCUGGGCUGAAUCUUUCUUUUUAUAAGUUCACAACAAUUACAAGAGUGCUAGUCGUUGCACUUCAAUCUCUUCAUGCAAAAAAUGUGAGAAAUCUACAGCUUAGUGACCACUUCAAAGUUCAGAUGCACUAGCAUUUAAUGUUUGGUUUAGUUCUUAGCCUGCUGAGGCUUCUGUACGAAAGUUGGCUCAGUAAAAUUGACAUUACAGAUAUUGACCUACACUCUAAGAAAACUUUGCGUCCUUUGUGGUUUAUCUUGUUCCCAAACAAUAAUUAUCUACCUUGUGUGCUUUUCCCUAGUGCUGUGCACCUUGUACUUCCAGGUCACAAACAGCAUGUAUUAAAUUAGCGUGACAUAGCACUCUUGACAGGAAAGUAGUGAGUGCAGAGUUUUCAAUAAAUGCAAGCAAGACAGGUGACGAUGAUUGGUUGGGGACAAGGUAUGCCCCAAAUGGUGUGGACUUAAUUUUUAAAGUGUAGUCAAACGAUAGACCUACUGAGAAGGAUUUGUGUGCAUUCGCGCAAGUCCAUUGGGUUUCCAUGUAAUCUUUGGGGCAGAUAUAAUGCUCAGCAUCAAAGCCACAUCCUUUUCAGACGAAUAAUAUGGAAAACUUUAAAUUACAAGGGAUUACAAGAGUGCAUGCAGAUUUCCUUUUUAAAAGGAGGAAAUUCUAAGAUGAUCACAAAACAUGAAGGAGUAAAAGAUUUGGCCAAGCAACCUUCAUGGUUUGCUUCUACUUAUAAUGGCAUUUCAGGACAUCUCUGAGGAACCAUCAUGGAAUCGUAAUUCGUUGUUUAAUCUAAAUGUCCUUGUCAAGUGCAUAAACCAGGUAUUUCAGGAAAUGCUUUUUGAAGCAAAUACCAUUUUUUAUUAGUCACAACUCUAUUAAGUGACAGACAGGGAAGCCAUAGAAAAAAUAGGGAAACCUAAUUGUUAUGCUUAAUUGAGAGUAGAAAUAAGUAAAAUAAGGUAAUAAGGACCGAACCCACAUCUACCUUAUUACAUGUUCAGUGUUUUCCAUGGAUGGAUCCGGAUGGCUUUCAGGAUUAACAUUGGCUAUUCUAGAAUCCUAGGGAUAUCUCUUUAUUUCUAACGUUGUGACUAAAAGGCAAAUGAGGCUAAUAAUUUCCAUACAGCAAACUUCAGUUAUCAGUAUUAGUUAAACAAAAACCACUAGAUCGAGCACUGUACUGACAGUGUACAUAGACUUUAGCAGUGAUAUUUCCAGUAAUUUCAGUAUGAAACAUUAUGGUGUAAUUUAAUAAUGUACACUGAAUCGACAUUUGUCUUUAGCGUUUCCUUCUGAAUUGCUUGAAGCAUUUCCUAGAAUGCCUGGUACAUACCCUGACUGGUUGGCAGAUGGUAUGCAAGCGAUCCAGGUAUUAACAUUGCCUUCUGCUGGGGUAGGCUCAUUAAGAACUUCCUUUUUCUGUGGAUUCAACGAACACUGCCAGGGUUUGUGUUAUGCAGAGGGACCACGGUUCAGGCGUGGGCAGGAACAGUUGAGCUAUUGUAAUUUUCGAUCGUUUUGUGUAGUUGCCAUAGUGAGCAUACGGCACAUUGAAUGAAAUACAGGCCUAACUAGCUGAAGAGCCAGCCAUUGCGAAGGAACUGUAAAACCAUGGCAAAUGAGAUUAAUAUCUUCGCUAGAAACUUAUUUGAUAGUGAUUUAGGUCAUUUUGUGCAGAACAAACACAGCCUAUACAAGUCUUGCAAGAUUCUCUAAUUUCAUUGCAACCUAUUUAAGCAUCACCUUGAUUCUGCAUAGUCGUGGUCUUGUGCCUUUUGCAAGUCUAAUUUGACAGUCUAAUUUGACUUUCUUGUGGCAGGUAUGUUGAUGAAAUAUUCCUGAAGAAUAAGCUCCUACUGCUUACUUCAAAGUCUUGCAAAAUGCAAGUGUCACUUUUUAUCACUGUCUUUAGACGCUGCAAGCUCAGAGAUGGGUUUCGGUGGAGAUAUUUUGUUGAGAUUUUCGUUGAUGUUGUUACGUUGCACAAUUUCGUGAAGUUUCCUGCUUAUAAGUCGCCCUCUUUUUUUUUGGCAGGAGCAUCGCUGCUUUACAAUUAUUUUGGCAACCUUUCCUCUGCCUGAUAGCAAAUGGGAUGCAAUUUUUUCUUGGCAGUCUUUCUUUUUUUUUCUGUACAAAAGAUAUCCAGGUGCAAUGCACUUUAUCUGGGACCAUGUGCCUUUUGUGUCACUAUCUCUGAAUGGCGGAUGGACUUGAAGUGAUUCUUUUCCAAGACCUUGAUGCACCCAUCACGGCAAAUGAUAUGGCUGUGGCCUCUAGCAAAUUAGCUGUACGUAGCAUUCUUUUAAGCUUUGUUUGGUUUUUAAAGGUAUGUUUGAGAUUUGCAAAAGCAACCUGAAUUAGUUCCCCAUAGAAGCAAAACUGAUUUAAAUGAAGCCCUUUGAAACUGCAGCUUUAAUGUUUCUCUACAGCUUUCAUCAAAGUAUGCUGCUCUAAAUAGGGUGAGGAGAUUGUUUCUCUAUUUUUAAGUUCAGACAUUGUUUUUUGCGGUUUUCAUUGUAAACAAAAUUGAAAACACAUUAAACUUAAUUUUUGAGAGCAUGUAGACUAAGGAAGAUUUUGUCAUUUAGAUGGUAAAAUCAGUUGUUUGCUGGAAGGGGUGCAGCUGACGUGGCAAGCGAUUUAAGAAAUUUGAGGAGCUUUUUCGUCUUGCAAGCUACAGUGGAUAACAUCAAGAAGUGCACUGAGGAUGAUGGGUGCAACUAGGUGCGUCGGCGUUGGUAUUUUCAUAAAAGCUAGCAGUGGAAGGAGGUUGACAUGUAUUGAUCUUGCGAGGCAGGUGUGCAGAUGUCGUCGAACAGGAUUAUGAUUAAGGACGAGUUCAGUUUCGCAAAUGAGGAUUGCUAAAGGUUUUAUUUACAUUUCCAGUGGCAGCAAAUGUUGUGGGGCCUAUUGUGGGUCCUAGCUACUGCCAUCUUUACUCUGGAACUUGAAAACUAUAAAUUGAAAUUAAAAGAACUGAAUAGGGUUUGGAGAAAGAGCUAGUUCUACAGAGUGCAAGUUUCGUAAUUGUCGUUGAGAACGGACGGUGGCCCUGUGCCGAUGCUUGUCACAGUUGACAGAAUGUUGCAGCGUCGUGUUUCAGGUAGUUUAGCAAGCUACCGCCGUGCCGCGACUUGUCGUAUCACCUUCGGAUGUGCCGCAUGACGAUGGCAUUCUUUCGUGACGUGACUUUGUAAAUGUACACGAGUCAUCCUGUUCAUUCUGUGCAGCCAUCGCAACCACAUUUGCACAGAAUUAGAUGUGGCAGCCAUCAGCAUAGCGCAGUCUUAUUUAUUCCACUUGCUGCAUGUAAUGUAUGUCCUCUCACUACAUCUGGCCUGUUGCGGUACGGCUUAGCUUAAACCUUAACCUGGCCUGCGAGCGUUCCUCUGUGUAGCGUAUGGCAGCACAGCGGAUGGCUGCAGCAUUAAUGAGCAGGCGUUGUGGUCCUUGAGAACAGUCUUAGAUGGAGUUACCAGAGAUAGUGGCAUGUGAUGCAGUGCUAUACAGACAUUUACACUGUACCAUACUGAGGAGUAUAUAUAUAUUAUAUAUAUAUAAAUCGACUUUCAUAGCAGAGCUUGUAACGAGGCCUAAUAUUUCACACAUGUAUAUUGGUAAACCACACCUAUUUACAACCCCAAAUUUCCCGUGUAGCGGAAAUUUUAAUGUCCUUACACAGACAUCUAACUAGGUGCUUCACUGCUGUCAACCUGCUUAGUAAUUAAGCUUAAUGCUUUUCUAAAUGCUAAACACAUUGCUUUGCCUGAUGUGGAUGUUCUUGUAAAAAUUGAAAAAAAUACUUGCAUCAAAUUGCAAUGCACUUUCAUGCGUGGAUUCACUUGUUUGAAAAACACAUUCGGCUAUGAUUUGCACUAAAUUACGUAUAGAAUCUCGUUGAUACGAUCUUCACGAGAACCAGAAAAUAAAGCGUAUCAUCAAACGUAUUAUCCAACCAAAUCGUAUUAUCGGGGAAAGGGGAAAAAAAGAGUAUCAUCCCGAAAAACGUAUUAUGCAGAAUCGUAUCAAUGAGGUUCCACUUAAUUUGCUGCAUAGCACUUUGUUGGUGAUAGGUGCGUAAUCUGUACUUAUGAAAAUGUAGAAUCGUGUCCUCAUAAUCGAGCACCGUCUUCUGAAUUGGAAAUAGGAUAACGAUAGAGAAAUGUCACUGAAUGAUAUGGGCCUGGUGGCUGCCAGCUUUGAUGGAACGAAUAGGUUGACGAAGUUGAGGCACCUGACUAUUGUAUAAAGCCCAGAACCAGCUUAUAACCUCCCAGUGUAUAUCUUCGAUCUCCCAGACCAAAAGUCUCCCACUCUUACCAGCCAACAUGUUCAACACUGCCAUUGUAAAGAGAGUGAAAAAAAAUUGUGUUUUAAAAAAAAAGCUGUUUAUAAGAGUUAUAUACCAUGUGAGAGAAAAAAUAUAUUGGAGGCUUGUUAGCAUGGCGGCUAGCAUGUCUAGCAGCAGCCGGAUGCAGCCGAGCGCACGACGGUGGCAUAGCGCUGCAUAUUCAGCGUGCAUCAGGUGGGGACGAUUCGUUCGAGUUUGCUGUUUAUCCAAACUUCUAGUUUGCUGUGAAGAGUGUUGGUCAGCCGUAAACUACAUCACCGUACCUUUAUUGCAUGCUUUCGUAUUGUAAACGAGCGAGUGAGCUUGCUGGCGUAGUGGGCUGUUACAUUUAUGUGUGUGUAUAUUUCCUGAGCGUCACUUUGUUAAUGGAUUCCUGGCAGCAAUUCUAACUCUUGACGAGCUGCCCGAAGUUUUGACUUGCCAAUGGUUCAAGCUGGACUUUACGCGUGAUGGUUGCACGCAGGUAAACGGAGCCCUUGCGUUUUCUCUUUUUUUUUAAUUGUGGUAGAUCAGUUCACGGUACAAUUAUAAGUGCAUUGGCUCUUAUUUUAGGAAUACUGUUGUAUCUUAUCAUUCCUGUUGCAGUUUUCUCUGUAUGAGAAUGUCAGUACCAUGCAAGUGAUGCCUUUGAUGCCGCAGUUUUGGCCUGCUAAGCAAAAUCAUAUUGUAAUGGCUGGUAGCUUUAAAGGUACAUAUUGUCGAAACCUUGUCUUGUGUGGUGUGGUUGUCACUGGCCUCGUGACCUGCGAGAUGCCGGGGACGAGUAACGCUUUUAUUUGCUGCUGUGCAAGUCUGAAAUUGCUGUCGCUUGCUUCCUUAAUCCUAGAAAGAUGCCAUUUCCUUGCAAAAUUCAGUCAACAUGAGGUUGACAGCACUGUCUAAGGAUGCUCUGUGGUGGUGAUUUAUUUUUAAGGGGGUCAAAAUUUGGAACAGUAUACAUCGUAAUUUGACAAUGUUCUGUGCCCCUUCCGUGUUUGGACCUUUAGGCUUUUGCUGUUGUGUUAUUGGCAUGUCUAUUAGUUUUUUGGGGGCAUACUGACAUGUAUCAAUGGGACUGUCUAUUGCAUUUGCAAUGCUCCUGUUGUUCAUUAAGAAGUCCUGCAUAGUUGAAUUGGUUGUUUCGUCAUCUGCGCUAUGAUGCAUUCAAAGAAUAUAAUGCAGAUUUGUUCCCAUGACAGUGGUUGUCUCACCUCACGUUGUCUUCUGCUCAACUUAUUUUGAACCCUGUUGCUAGCAGCUUCAGCUUAUCAUAUGCGAGUCUUGUGCGUGCUUGCUUUCUGUGGGUAUUGAUGCUUUAUUCAUACGUGUUGUCUGGCUGGUCAAGGGUUCAAAACGAAGAGCACAUGGGUGUUUGAAGGUGUGGGUGCAGAGUGUUGCACAUUGUGCGCGCAAAUGCUUUUGUGAGGAAAUGUGCUGGUGGUUGGGUCGUGUGGACUUGUGUGGUAUGUGCUGGUUGCUGUGUUCCAUGUUUGUUUUCCCCUUUAGGUGCACCUUACCGUUCUAAAAGCAUAUUGCGCACUGGUUUGUCAGUUUGAAUUCAUUGGGUUUGUUUGGAGUCCUAGUCAUAUUGCAGCUAGUGCAGUGUUGCAGCAAGCUAAGAGUGGUGUCGGCACGACUUGCAAAGCUUGCGUCGAUAUAGACUGGCAUUUCUGUUUUGGCUCUGUGCUUUUUUUUUUCUUGUUGAUUGUUUGACAGAAUUUGCAAACAGGAGAGCUCAAUUUUGAUGCUGUUUACAUCGCGAUGAUGCCAAAUCAGGGGCUGUUUGAGUUUCGAAUGGCUCGAGUCUCACCCUGCCUUACAUUCAGGUCGAGGUGCCACUGUAAGUUAGUCAAGCGGCAGAUUUUUUUUUCAGUUUUUGGUUAUGUUUGCAUCAUGGCAGUGAGCCAUUAGGGUGAGGAUACUUGUCAAGUGUUGGAGCGAUGCCUGCUUGCUUUGACGCAAUCCUAAAAUUUGGAACAUUUAACAGCAGUGUGCUGGAUUACUUAUCAGUGCGAAAUUGCUCACUCGUGGUAUUCGUGGAAGAGGUAUUCGUGGAAGAGCCAUUGACCAUUUCAGCAACUUAAUGUUUCUGCCCAAUGAUUAAAACAGGUUAGUGAUGUGCUCAGAUUGCUCCUAGCUUGUAUUGAUGGCAUUUCACCUACUAACCAAUCUGAAGUGAAUUUCAAAUUUAUAAAGAUUACCAAUGGAUCAUGAGAAGCAGAGAAGUUGUUAUACACAGCUGCAUUAGCAAAAGGAAAUCUUUGAAACACCGCUACAGUUUUGCAUCAUUGUUUUCUUGAAUGGUCCAAUUGUUUUAAUAAUCUUUCAUAAAAAGUGCGCGCUGGUUUUCGCUGUGUUAGAAGUUGUGUUUUUGUGCGCUCGCCACAUAAGGUGGAAGCAAUGGAAUGAUCUCGCAAACCGGAGCAGACGACGUUUGGUAUCAUGGCGUCUGCUUUUGGAUCUCUCAACAUAAUGUUAAGUUGCAUGUGAACGUUGCUCUGAUAUGUGUCUGUUUAGUUUUAGUGUUUAGGGGAGGACAUGUUUGAAGUACCUUCAGAGCUGUGCAUUCUGAAAGGGAGUAAAAAAAGUGUGUAUGGGGAGCCCUUCACUGCCAUUUGUUAGACGUAUGCCAUAAGUGAUUGUUUCAUCACCUGGAAAAAGUUUGCAUGAAGUAUGGAGCAAUUGCCUGGCUGUUUGUUUGACCAGAUCCAUUUUCGUGUUGUGUUUUGUGGGCUGCUUGAUGAGUGUUUGAGAGUUGCUUUGUGUCAGAAUUUAUUUGCGUUGGUUUAUUAUUAAAAUGGUCUGUUUUUGUUUUUUUUCUUCUUUGGGUUUGUGGGAACAAAUGUGUUGUCUUUUUUUCUUCCAAUAAGUUCAGUAUUAAUGUUAGAACAGUGCAGAAGCAUCUGUUCUUGAUGGAAUGGGGCAGUUGCUGCGACUGAUGAGGAUUACUUUCGGUUUGACUGGGACCAACGUUUUUCUUGUCAUUCUACGAACCUGACUUGCCUUCAGCGUAGGAUCCCGACUCUCCUUUUUCGAAACAUUGGGAAGAACAGCUUUUGGUUCAGUGUUGUGCAAUGUAGCACGAUGAGCGUUCACUCAUAUCCAGCAUACUGCCAAAUCUUGUAUAUGCAUCAGUGUGUUUCAGUUCUGGGCACGUGUACAUAAUUCAUGCAAUUGCCAGGGCGUGAUGUGGAGAAUAAAGAGGGUCAUAAACACUGCGAGACCUGGUGUUGUGCGAAACUAAUUUGCUGACUAUGCCAAGGAUAUUAUUUUUCCAUAUUUUCUCUCUCUCUCUUACCUUUAUUUUUUUUUGCGAUAUUUGUUUCAAGAGGUCUUCAAACACCACCAUCUCGCUUCUGCUACUGAAUUGUAGUGAACGCUCUCCGCAUCAAUCGGAGGACACAUUAUUUGCUUAUCCUGCAAUCUUAGUUUUUCUUAAGCUUCACCUGAGCAUGUGUGCUGGUUUGAGUGACUUUCGUUUUCUGUGCUGUGGCUUUUGUGGAACAUACUUUUCUUUCCUGGUUUGUUUGAUAGUCCAGAAGACUGUGCCAAGUGAUGCAUUUGCAGGUUUCCAUGGCAUAUGCAGCAAAAGAAAAGGAUGACACCUUUUUUUGUAUAAAGCAAACAGGCUGUCUGUCCGCCUUAAAAAGUUGGGUCUAUAUAUAUUUUUAAGGUCUCAUAACAGUGUACAGCUCAUUUCUAACAUGGUUGCUAGUGCAGUUUAGUAUUCUUGUGUUUACUUGUUUGUUUUUGCUUUUCUACCUUAUUUUGUUCUCUUCUCCGUAUUCUCGAUUCCUGUGAGAAUCAGUUGUUGAAGUGUAAAUUAUUUGCUUGUGUCUACUUUUAUGAUAAUGACUGUACAUCACUAAUAUUAUUAUUCUUAUAAUUAUAUUGUGCGCACUAUUUGGCACUGAGUGGCAGCCAUGUCGCUACCUGCAACUUCUUUUUGUACUCCACUGGGCAACAAAAGGCACUGUGCUGCAGGCAUGUUUGCUGUCUCGGCUUUUGUAGCUUUGUUUUGGGAGAGCUCUCACAGGCAUGUUCUUGUUUGCUGUGGAAUGGGCUGGAAUUGAAAUUUCGAACGUUGAAUGUUGCCUCUUGCGGCAUCAUAACAUUGUUUGGAUAGGCACAUUCCUGGCAUUUAGGUUGGGCUAAAUUAUAUACCGGGCGAAGUGUGUUUUCUGGUAAACCUUGAUUGAGUUCCCGCAACACGAGACCUUUCCAUAUAGAGAAACAUCUUUGCAGAAACAGAGUGACAAACGAAGAAUGCUGGAAUAAAAGAUACAGACGGCAAGAUAUAAAGUUUUACUGUAGACAGGAAGAUGUAUCAUUCUUAUGUAUUGAAAAUAAGACAAUUGAUCAUAAUUGUACAAUACAAAUGUAUUGAUAAUUGUAUUCCUUGCUAUGAUGUAUCUCUCCAUUCAUUGCAUUGAUUGUAAUAUUUUCACUAUGAUGGUGCCUGACCUGCUUGGACUCUGUUGUAGUCUGCAGUAUGUACUAAAUAAGUAAAUAUACUGUUCUGCAUUCAAGGAAACUUCAGUUGCAGGUCGCUAAUCGGUGGCGGUGUGUAUCCUUCAUUUCUAUGUUUUGUUUUGUUAGGCCGUUGUUGCAAAGAGGCUUCUCUCUAUGGUGGGUGUCUUCUAUAGUGGGAACUCUGUGAAGUAUUACUAGAAGACUCCUGUCGCAUGAUUUUCCUCGGACAUCAGAACUGGCUUGCUUAAAGAAACUAUUUUCUGAUCAGAAUUUUCUUGAUAACAAGCAACAGUCUUGCAAAUGAAUUAACGCGAGAUGUUAGUGAAUUACACUACCUACAGGGGUGUUUUAUUGUGUGGGCAUUUGUGGUUUGUCUUGAUGGCAUUAUAUGGAAAAAAAGUUAGAAUAGUCUCGCAGGCAUUAAAAGCUCACUACUCUUGGAGCCUGUGUUAAGUCUGUCAAGGCUAGAUAAAUCUCCUGUGAGGAAGUCGUCAGCUGAAAAAUGAGUUUUCAGUAAAGAGGAAGCACAUGGUCGUAGCGUUACAAGAAAUCAUGAUGGGCUGGUCGUUGUGCGCUGGUCUUCUUGUGAAGGGCCAUGCCUGUGAGAUUCUCAGCCGUUGACAUUUUUGUUCUGCUUUGGUGUGUCUCGCGCCAGUGUUUCUGUGACAGUUGCACUUUUUGCACCACGAAGAGUGUUAAGUUGCGCUUGGGUUGCCUUUUGUAGUUGCAGUUUUCACCGUUGUUCACACACUUGAGUUGCUGGCGACUGUUGAUGACCAAGGGUGGUGUCACAUCGUGUUCGUUUUUGUUAGUUCUUUUUUACAAAUGUGUCCCCGAUAUGUUGUGCUCUAGGGAUGAACUGUGGUUUCAUGAGAAUGACUUUACUUUUUUUAAUGCAUGGAAGGUGUCUUUCUUUGCAUGUAUGUGUGUGUGCGUUUGCAUAUUGUGUUGAAUGGAAUUUGUUGUGUGCGUGCAGAGUGUUUGAUAGAAGCCACACGAGGUUCUGUAUGUUGUGUGCGUUCCUUGCCAUUGGAGGUGCGUGCUGGUUUCUAGAUGUCGAAGUUCCAUAUGCCAAUAAACACAUUCACCAUUUUUUUACACAUGUAUGAAAAGAGGUGAGAAAGAAAGAACUAAA
Molecule: messenger RNA, 16440 nt
Organism: Dermacentor silvarum
Lineage: Eukaryota; Metazoa; Arthropoda; Arachnida; Ixodida; Ixodidae
Gene: jing
Product: zinc finger protein jing-like
Exons: 8
Coding region: 1829-4480 (883 amino acids)
Biological process (GO): regulation of transcription by RNA polymerase II
Cellular component (GO): ESC/E(Z) complex
Source: RefSeq, a predicted model, not a curated record